GGUGCUCAGGAAGCGAGAGAACGGUAGUCGCCGGAGUAUUCGCGUUCGAGCAUGUUCGGCACAUAGCUGUGGGCACCUCUCUGUCGCCUCGACCGAGCGAGCGCCUCCCCGUCCCCCUGUGUCUGUCACCGUUUCUUGGUGCGUGGGUAGCGCGAGUGGUCGACAAUUUGUAAAUAGUUAUAAUCAGCCGGCACGCCACAUCCUGGUUACCAUGCCGUACUACAACAGUGGCCACAGUCCCGCUUACAACAAAGACGGCGGCUCCAGCGGGCCGUCCAGCACUUCUGGCGGCCGCGCCAGCAGCUCGGAGCCGACGUACAUGAUGGAGCAUCUGGCCACGUUCACCGUCACGAAGGAAACCGGUAUUGUUUAUCCGGCGGACGGUAUGCGCCGGCUUUUACAGCUGGAGAAGAGCAACGGCAUCUGGAGUCAAAAAAUGCAGCUCCGUCUGGAGCGAAACUGGGUCCUUAUCAUGGACAACGAGACAGGGGCCGUCAUGGAGCGGUUCCCGGCUGCGUUGAUACAGGAACCGACGGCGUUCACGUCGCGGGACCCCAUGGAGAUGUACAACAACAUCCUGGUAUUCACCGUGGCCGACGACAGCGGUUCCGGCCAGCGCGCAGAGAUGCACAUAUUUCAAUGUCAGAGCGUGUCGGCGCAGGACCUCGUCGAGGACCUGAAGAUGCUGCAGAUGGGCAAACUGGUAACUGGCGGCUCGCCCAGGGGUCCCAGGGGCCACAUCCCACCCCCGCCUGCCUUGCCGCCGCCGGAACCACCUUUGAACGGCGUCAAUGUCAGGGAGCAAGUGUCCGCUUUCAACGCAGCUAAUGCAGACGGUCAGAACGACAUAUCGCGGGAGGAGAACAACGACGAGGUGUCGUCGACGUCCUCGGAGAAGUACGAGCGCGACGUGACAAUUCUGAACCACUGCUUCGACGACAUCGAGAAGUUCAUCGCGCGGCUGCAACACGCGGCCGCGGCGUCGAGGGAGCUGGAGCGCCGGCGGCGCAACCGCAAGUCGAAGAAGAGAAACCUGGGCGACGGCAUGCUGACGAUGAGAGCGAAGCCGCCGCCCGAGAUGGAGUUCGUCGAUAUAUUCCAGAAGUUCAAGCUCUCCUUCAACCUGCUGGCCAAGCUCAAGGCGCACAUCCACGAUCCCAACGCGCCCGAGCUCGUGCACUUUCUCUUCACGCCGCUCGCCCUCAUCGUGGACGCCUCUCACGACACCAAUUACGACCCGAACCUACCGAGCAAAGUGGUGUCGCCGCUGCUGACCCGCGAGGCGGUCAACCUGCUCAUCAACUGCGUCACCAGCAAGGAGACCGAGCUCUGGCAUUCGUUGGGUGACACGUGGCUGAUACCUCGCGACCAAUGGAAGGGCCACGUGCCGCCGUACCACCCGAUCUUCAUGGACGGCUGGUCGCCGGAGUAUCCCAUCCCGGAGGACCGCGACCACGACCACUUGGCCUCGCUGUUGAACGCCGACAAGCAGAAGAGGGACGAGCUGCCGGAGCAGCAGAACGAUCCCUACUACAACCACCGCGACGUUGACGAGUCGCACUACAGCAGCGACUACCUGGAAUACGAGAGCCGCGAAGAGCGCGGCGGUAACGAGUACUUCGAUAGGAACUACGGGCCGGGCUCGGAGCUCUACGGUCGGGAGGAACGCGCGGACCAGACCAGGGCGCACAGCGACAUUUCCGUCGACUCGAUCGAAAGGGCGCCACGCGCCGCCGCCGGCAUGGAGCGAGCGCAGGAAGCUUGGCUGGACGAGCUGGUGGCCCGCCACGCCAAGAUCGUGCAGGUCACCUACCCGCGCACCGCGAACAACGACAAGGAGCUGACGGUGGUCAGGGGCGAGUACCUGGAGAUCCUCGACGACAGCAGGAAGUGGUGGAAGGCGAGGAACUCGCGGGGACAGGUCGCGCACGUGCCGCAUACUAUCGUCACGCCGCACAAUCCCGCCCAUGCCGCCGACAACGAUGUCUUUAACAAUCCUCUGUACACCAGCAGAUACCCGAGGCAGGGGCACGGCUAUAAUUACGAGGAUUCGGAGAUCGAGAGAACCAGCACUAGUCCAGGCCCAGAAGCCACUCACCGAACACACGCGAUCCCGCCGCCAGCGCCUGCUGAUUGGGUGAGAAAGGAAAGACUCGGCAAAAAAGAUGACGUCGUCGUUUACAACGAAACCCCGGUCGCUGUUAACGUUACCCCUUCCUCCGUCGAGACACCCAACAGGAAGCUCAACAUGUCGCAAAGCAUCGUGGUGGUUCAUCCGCCACCCCGUAACAUCACUCCAGACUUGGUACCAGAAAAGCCGACUUCACCACCCCCGCCGCCGCCGAUGGCUCCCAUGCCAGCGUUGCCUGCCCCUCCGGUGAUCCCGGCACUACCUGCACCAGCCUCGUCGACGGUACUAUCUUUGCCGCCCCCGCCACCGCCUCCGCCACCCCCGUCCUCGACCCCGUCGACUCCGCCGCCUCUUCAGACGCAGAAAUCAACGACGUCGAUCACCUCCACGAGCAGCAAAGCCGAGAAAAGCAACGCAAGCAGUCUAGUGCAGGUUCACAAUGAGCUCAAGUUCGUUCUGUCGAUAUUCCGGGAAAAGAAAGCGAAUUCGCCCAAGAACGAUACGCAGCAGGAGAUUUGGCUGAAUCAGCACUCGACUCCGCGGGAUGUCCAAGCUUGGUUGACAGCCAAAGGAUUCGCGCAAAAAAUUUGCAAGCAGUUCGAAAGCAUGAACGGCACGGAGCUGUUUAACUUGACCAGGCGGCAAUUGGAACAAUAUUGCGGAAUGUCCGAGGGAAGCAGGCUCAACGGCCAAUUGACCUUAGCAAGGAACGAAAGCGGGUACAAAACCGCACGGUCGUCGGAGCUCAAGCAGAUCCUGGAGAAAGCGCGCCGACGGGCGGAGGAAUUAAAUGACAAGGAUGAAGUCAAACAAUGAAUCGCCGUUCUUCACAUGCUACACGUGAAGCGAAGCUGAAAUGUCGCGAAUAAUGCGAACUAUUCGACCGGACGCGAGUUUACAUUCUAUCACGCGAAGAUCGUGAAUUUGAGAGAAAAAAAGAGCCACGGAAGGUAGAACAAAACGCACGGUAUUCUCUCUUGGUUCGCCGCAGAAAAUCGUCGGAACGAGAAACACCGUCAACAACUGUUUUAUUCUACCUUGUACAUUGUGAUAACAUCGUUUACUGCGAGUCGAAGCAAUAUGCAUGCCAAAGAAUAUUCAGCAAGCCAAGGGAGCAUGCACCUAAGAAUUACCUGUGAUGUUUUCUCUUUUCGUUCGAAAAUGCGAGCAAUAAAUGUUGCCUAUCUAUUGUAUUUUAACGAACUUACUCAUAGAUAGGUUGUUCCUCGGUACGCCGCUCGAGUCGGUCGCUCACUUGAAGCAUUGAAUUUGAUAUAAAUUGUACAUAUAGAAUAUAACUAGAAUCACCUUAGUACUCGACAACAAACAUACGGUAUAACGUUAGAAAAGAAACUGAAUGCGGCAUUCGCGAUGUAAAUUAAAUUAUCGCGCAGAAAAGUAUAUCGUCAGACUGACGGUACUGAUAUUAGAGAUCGGUAAUUAGUAAAAGAAAAAAAAACGCAUGUAAUCUACGUGUAUAUGACGUAAUAGUAUCGAAAGUUUCUAUUAUAACCGCAAAAUAAAUUGUUGAUAAUAGAAACGUCCCGCCGCUGGAUUUAUUCAUUUUACAAAUCCCUAAGCUCUGUCUUCUCGACACUUAAAAAAAAUAUCUAAAUAGUGAAACGUAUGUAUUUAUUUAGUGAGUACUAACAUAUUCACUAAAUCAACCUCUCUUCUAAUCGUUCUUUUAUUCAAAUAGAAUAAGCAAUUUCAUAAAAGAUUACAGAUUUAAGAAGAAAAUGUAUAUUUUCUCACAUGAAAACAUUUUUUCCAUAAAUAUAAGAAUA
This is a messenger RNA of Dinoponera quadriceps, 3918 nucleotides long. Its product is annotated as epidermal growth factor receptor kinase substrate 8-like. The transcript is spliced from 10 exons. Gene Ontology annotation, molecular function: actin binding. Lineage: Eukaryota; Metazoa; Arthropoda; Insecta; Hymenoptera; Formicidae. The coding region runs from base 212 to 2947 and encodes 911 amino acids. The record is from RefSeq and is a predicted model, not a curated record. Gene Ontology annotation, biological process: Rho protein signal transduction; regulation of Rho protein signal transduction. Gene Ontology annotation, cellular component: plasma membrane.